CACCUGGAGUACAGCCACAGCUACGAGGAGAGAAGCCUCCUGGGCAAGAGCAGCCGGUUCUCGCCCCUGAAAGACGCGGAGCUGAUCUCCCCGCCGGAGUCUGCCACCCCGGGCAGCCUGGGGAGCCCCGGCGACGCCCUACAGCAAAAGGGGUCCUACCUGAAUUUUUGCGAUGUGUCCUGCGAGAGCGCAAAGCGCGGGCAGCCUCUGGAGGUGGAAGCCGAACGGCCCGUCUCCUACGUUGCAAACUAUGUGCCGGCUGACUCUCCCGGUGAGCAGGUUUCUAAAGCCGGCCUCCCGGCUGCUGACUCCAAAGCCUCCUUCGAGGCACACGUCAGAGAAAAGUUUAACAGGAUGGUAGAGGCCGUGGACAAAACGAUCGAGAAGCGAAUCGACAAGCUUACCAAAGAGCUGGCCCAGAAGACGGCGGAGCUGCUGGAGGUGCGGGCAGCUUUUGUGCAGCUGUCCCAGAAGAAGCAGGAGGUGCAGCGACGGGAGCGGGCCCUCAGCAGGCAGGUGGACGUGGCGGUGGAGAUGAUCGCAGCCUUGAAGCAGCGCCUCACUGAGUCCGAGGAGGAGCUUCACCGGAAAGAGGAAGAAGUUGUUACUUUCAACCACUUCCUGGAAGAAGCAGCAGAAAAGGAAGUGCGGGGAAAAGCCAGGCUCCAGCACUUCAUUGAGAACCUGUUGCAGCGCGUGGAUCUGGCAGAAAGGCAGCUAGAAUAUUACCAAAAUCAGCAGAUGGUGUGCAACCACACCGACAUCAGCGAGCACGUGUUUACAGACAUUUCAUUAAAUAAGAAACCCAGAUGCCUGAGCCGAGGAAGUCAACACACUUCAUAUAACAUCCCUGACGCAAAGCCUCAUUCCUUUCAAAAAGGAAGAAUCUUGUUGAAAAAAGCAAAGGAUGAAAAAACCAGCUUUCAGCCAGUGAAAUACUUCUAUGAACCUGUUGACUGCUCAAGAGAAAUAUGGAGAGCACAAAAGAAAGGUGAACCAGUCUGCUCUGCAAGGAAAGCGAGCGCAAAAUCCAAGAUUGGUAAAAAGUCCAAAGCGCUAUAGGAAUGGUUAGCAAUAUAUAGUAACGCAGGAGCUUGGCUUCAACAGAACAAAUAUUGAAUGAGGUUAAUCAUCCUACUUUUUGCUAUCCACCUGGCCAUGCCAAAACUUAUCAGAUAUAAUAUAUAGAAAUAUAUACAGUAUGGAAGAUUUAUAUUAUUUAGUAAUGCCAUUCCCUCUUUGGGCGCUAUAAGAGAAGUGACAUUUUAUUCAGUUUACAUGGAGGGUUUUCUAUUUAUUUAUUUAUUUAUUUAUAGAGCUUAUUUUAAAUGACUGCAUUUAUCUUGCUGGGCAGUACUGUGGCUGUAUGUUUAAUUAUUUUAGUGGUAGCAUGUGGCCUGAUAAUUUAUUUUCCAUCUGUGCUGUUGCUGAAGUUCAGAAGAAUCCAUUUAAUCGGCAAGUAAUUACUCAGUCUUUCAGCUUAGGUAGGUAUAAGAUCAAUGAUUAACUGUUACCUGCACAGACAUACUUAGAUGCAAAAGGUCUACUUGAGUUGCUCGAAGGCUGUUUACAGCAGUAGAUCAUUACCCUGAAUUUUCUGCCAUAUGCCUGGUCGGGCACAUUUCCACAUAUUACUACAUACGUUAAACUGCUCGAUCCUGCCAGCAGCCAUGUUGUCUGUUGGUACAAGUUUGGGCUGCUCUGGUGUCUUAAGCACAGCUUUCAAGUUUCCAUAUGGUUUUGCUCUAUGUACCAGCCCUCUGGCGUCCCUUGGCGAGGAGACUCGGCUGCCGGUACCGCAGCCCUGACGAGCACGGCCCUCACUGAGCCAGAAGAGAAAUGUCAGGACCAGGGUCCAGCAGCAGGUUGCUACCAGCUGUGGCGCAGCACGUGAGAGGCUAGAGCAGCGUGUUACACUGCGUGGCACCACGUUCAGUGCCUGUGCUUGGUGCUAGGCAAGAGGCCCGAAAUGGCUGUGAUCAUCACCAACCCCCUUUGCACUCUGAUCUCUGAAAAAUCUUUACAGGGCUGAGAGAUCUCUGAAUUUCAACGAAAAACACAAGAGCGAGGAAGUUAGAGAUGGUUGCAGGGAUGGGAAUGCACAUGUUUACAUUGGUUUGUGCCAAUUAAAAGGAUCCUUAUUUAUCAGAGUAUUUAUCAAGAUGAUUUUUUGCGUGUACAGUUUUUUGGUAACAUGAAUCCUCAUGCCAUGUUUACAGAUAUGAACAUCCUGUCGAUGUUACUGAUGAGAUUUGUUUUAUCAAGAAAAAGAAAGAAUAGGUGAGACAAGUCUGUGUAAUUUAUUUUUUAAAUGCUCAUAACAGGUGUAAAUUGUUUUUGUGGAAGGUGAUUUUUAUAGUAUGUGUACAAAGAUUUGUGAAAAAUGUUUUUCAUUUUUUAUAACUAUGACUGUAAGCAGAACUGAGUAUUAACAGACAGUAUAUCACUAUGAUUACUGCUGCAAUAAGCACCUGAGUCGCAAUAUUUUUAAAGCAGAAGAUGACUGAUCAGUCAGCUAGGAUCAGGUAAAUACAGAUGUCAUACAUUUGUCGGUAUACAGAGCUCCCAGAAAGUAGCAGAGUGAAAAAAGAGAGUAUUAUUCCUCACUUUUAUUUUAAAUAGUGUAUAUGAAACAAUCAGAUAUAUGUUUAAAGUUUCUCAACACUGUUUCAGUAGAAAGUCACAGUGUAAAACCAAUUCAGGUAUUUAGGUUGUAAUGACAUUUUAAUAUUUAUUUAACCACGACACAAGGCCACACUUGGCCUUAUGCUAGGCAUUGUGUGUGGUGAAAAGGAGUUGUUAAUUGUGUUGCAUGGGUUUGGGUCAGAUCAUGUGUUAUGCCAACUUUCUUAGGCAAGCCACAAAAUAGAAACAUCCUUUUACAAACCUGAAAAAAUGACCCUUUUUGAAGAUAAUGAAGAUGAACUUUAGAAAGAUAAUAAAGUAAAAUAUAUUCAUCCGUUCCUUUAUCCACUUGACACUGAAAGUGUAUUUUUAUUUUUAAAUGCCUAUCUACUCUGUUAGUCACCAAAGUUAAGUGCAACUGCUAGUUCACAAAUGAGAUAUUUAUUUUAUUAUUUAUCAUGCCAAAAUCUUGAUUGUAAGUUGUCCUUUUGGGGGAGGAAGACAAAAAAAGAGAGUAAAAGUUGCAUGUUCUUGAACUUUUCAAACCCCCAGUUACAGUUACUUGCUGAACAAAUGCCAGGUUAGUUAAUUAGAAAGAAAUUGGAUUGUACUGUAAC
Molecule: messenger RNA, 3242 nt
Organism: Egretta garzetta (little egret)
Lineage: Eukaryota; Metazoa; Chordata; Aves; Pelecaniformes; Ardeidae
Gene: ZNF365
Product: zinc finger protein 365
Exons: 4
Biological process (GO): regulation of DNA strand resection involved in replication fork processing; telomere maintenance; regulation of double-strand break repair via homologous recombination
Cellular component (GO): centriolar satellite
Source: RefSeq, a predicted model, not a curated record